AUCAAUCUAAAGAAGAAAUGGGGGUUCUUUCUCUGCCUUGCAUUGCGUGUGUCGCGUCUAGGUCACAAGGCACGGCCCUUGCGCCUCACAAUCGCGUGGCGGGAUGCAGGAAAGAGAGGCGUGGCGCGCUCACUGUCGUCGCUUCGUCUCCGGGAAGUGAUGGACGCUCGGCUCGUCGCGAAAUUUCAGCUCGGGAGGGAUAUUUCAGGCUUUUCUCCAAUGUCAACGAAGCUACGUUGAAGCACGAGCCAGGGAGCCUAGUGAGUGCCAUUUUUCUCGUCGCGGGGACAACAAUUGGAGCUGGAGUUUUGGCUAUUCCUGCCGUAACAGAGGAGUCUGGGUUCGCAGCAUCAUCUCUAACUUGCAGCAUUUGCUGGCUAUACAUGGUUGCUACGGGAUUGCUAGUAGCAGAAGUUAACGUGAGCACUAUGUGUGAACUUGGCUCCGGUGGCGUAUCGAUUGUUUCCAUGGCUGAGAGAACUUUAGGAGCGAUUGGAGUUCGGUUUGCCAGCUUGGCAUACCUUUUCAUUCACUAUGCUUUGCUGGUGGCUUAUGUGGCUCGAUCUGCUGAUAUCAUAUCAAACGCCAGUGGUGCUCCUCUAUGGGCUAGUGCGCUACUCUUCACUGGAAUAUUUGGCGGGCUAUGCUACAGUGGAAGCCAGCGUAUAAUCGGGGCGUUUAAUGGAGCUUUGGUACUUGGAAUAAUUGCAAGUUUUAUCUCCCUUGUGGCUGUUUCAACAGGAUAUAUAGAGCCUGAAUUACUCCUGCGAGCCAAUUUUGCUGCAGUGCCUAGAAGCGUUCCUGUGAUUGCAUUGGCAUUUGUCUACCAGAAUGUAGUUCCUGUUAUUUGUACCAAUCUUGAAGGGGACCUCAAAAAGAUAAGGACCGCCAUUGUGGCCGGGACUGCCAUUCCCUUGGCAAUGUUUAUUGUAUGGGAUGCCGUUAUUCUUGGCAGCGUAUACCCGGGAGCCGGAAACUCAUCUCUUUCAGAUCCAUUGAUGCAAUUGCGAUCACAAAGCGGCAUCAUAAGCCCUCUGGUGGAAGUAUUCUCGCUGCUGGCCAUCACGACGUCUUAUAUCGGUUUUGUGCUUGGUCUGUCGGACUUUGUCGCCGAUUUGCUCAAGCUCCCGGGUGGCGGAUCCAGAAAACCUUUACCAUAUGCUGUGACUCUGCUUCCUCCAACAGCACUCGCGUUACUAUCUCCAGACAUAUUUUUCAAAGCUUUGGAUUUUGCUGGUGCCUACGGCGUGCUAGUCUUGUUUGGUAUUUUGCCGGCAUCUAUGGCCUGGUCACAAAGAUACUCGACAUCUUCUUUACCCGCUGUUCCUCCUAUGGUUCCUGGAGGUCGUUUGGCACUGGGUGUGAUGAUAACAGGAGCUGGCUUCAUCAUUACUACACAGUUUUUGAGCACACUCUCGUGAGCAAAAUGCUUUAUGAUCGAUCAAAGUAUCAGGCUUUCCAAGCUCUAUCAGAUUACUUUACGAUAAGUCUAUCUUGAGAGUGAGUGUUUGAAUUCGAUGCAAAUUGCUAGCUGAAUAAACUAUGACAUAAAAACUUUCAUUCGAAA
Selaginella moellendorffii is the source of this 1567-nucleotide messenger RNA. Its product is annotated as tyrosine-specific transport protein. The transcript has 14 exons. NCBI's taxonomy places the organism in Eukaryota, Viridiplantae, Streptophyta, Lycopodiopsida, Selaginellales, Selaginellaceae. Gene Ontology annotation, biological process: amino acid transmembrane transport. The record is from RefSeq and is a predicted model, not a curated record. The coding region runs from base 18 to 1421 and encodes 467 amino acids.